Messenger RNA from Marasmius oreades (fairy-ring Marasmius), 2943 nucleotides. RefSeq lists its product as uncharacterized. Gene Ontology annotation, biological process: protein phosphorylation. The record is from RefSeq and is a predicted model, not a curated record. Bases 353 to 2401 code for a protein of 682 amino acids. The transcript has 11 exons. Lineage: Eukaryota; Fungi; Basidiomycota; Agaricomycetes; Agaricales; Marasmiaceae. Gene Ontology annotation, molecular function: ATP binding; protein binding; protein kinase activity.
AAACUUGUUAGUCCACCUGACUGAAUACAACGGUCACCCUUCUGGUUAAUUCAAAACACCUCGAGAUCCUUAGCCCAGGGUUUCUCUCUGCUUAGACCCUUCUAAAUUUCCAAUUUUGGGGCGGUCCAAGCAUCGAACUCUCAAAACCACGCGUCGGGCUUAUAUUGUUCUCCCAUUUUGUCUGAGGUUCAAGCAGCGCGGGACAUUUGGUUAGCGGGGCUUCAAACACGCGUCUUUCGCCUAUUUAUUGUCAUAGUUUCGUUGCAAAACUCUCGACCUUCUUCACCCAUCCACCCCCACAGUACUUCCUGAACCACCAGUUCGCCGCUCUUUUUGCGCCCUUUUUAUCUUCAUGAUGGAUUCCACAAAUAACGUUCUCAACGCGCCAAAUGGACAGAAUGGAGUACAGAAUCCUGACGUGAACGAAGCUGAGACGCAACAAUCGGAGGAAACUCAGGCAACACAAGCUAUGGAUGAGUCGCAGCCGCAGAGUCAGGAAGAGAAGGAGGUUCACCUAUUUGGUUCUCUUCACCCGUGUAAUCCGGCCCAAAGUCGACUGGAUCUUUGGAGAACGAAGCCAAAGAUUACUAUAGGGCGAAGAGCAGACAACGAUAUUGUGUUGGCGGGGGGUAAAGUUAGCAAUAUACAUGCAGAAAUUGUAUGGGAUGGCAAGACAGACACGUCUUCUUGUGUGAUGAUCCGGGAUAUGAACUCGACUAAUGGGACUUACAUCAAUGGACACAAAUUGGAGAGAGGCACCUAUCGAAUCAUGAAACAAGGGAAUGAAGUCUCUUUUGGUUCGCGAUCCAGUGACUCUGACGGUGAUGAUUACCGAUAUAUGUUCUAUCACCUCGCUGCUGGAUCACCAAAGACGGGUCUCUAUGCUUUUUAUGAUCUUGGGCCCGAAUUAGGGCGCGGCUCGUUUGCAAUCGUGUAUAGAGCGAUUUCGAAAACCACCGGUCAAUGGUUUGCAGUGAAGAUCAUACAAGAAAGCCGUCGCACUGGGAGAGACGACGCUUCGAACACGAACAAUAUCAAUCUACAGAGGGAGAUUGCAAUUAUGGGGCAACUGAAGCACCCCAACAUAUGCGAACUGAAAGACGUGUUCAUCUGUGAUAACAAUGAAAUAAAUCUCGUUAUUGAACUCGUCGAUGGCGGAGACCUUCUGGAAUACAUCAUCAAUGGUGGGAUAACAACCGAGAUGGAUGCAAUGCAUAUCACCUAUCAAUUAUGCGACGCGUUAGCAUACAUACAUGACCGAGGAGUCGCUCACCGCGAUCUGAAACCUGAAAAUGUGCUUCUCACUAACACCACCCCACCUCAAGUCAAGGUCGCCGACUUUGGACUGGCAAAGGUCUCGGAUAGCAUGACCAUGCUCAAGACGAUGUGUGGUACCCCUGCAUAUUUGGCACCCGAGGUUGUACGUCAGGAGCACGAAGAAGGGUAUGACAAUCUCGUCGAUAGUUGGAGCGUUGGUGUGAUUCUAUUUUCAAUGAUAACUAGUGCAAGCCCUUUCAUCGAAGAUGAAACACAGAAAGAUAUUCGUAUCAGGAUUUCCGGCCGCAGGAUCGAUUGGCAGAUUCUUGCGAACUCGACCAUCCCAGUCGGCCCAGCAUGCCGCGACUUCAUCGAACGUCUCCUAGCAGAUAGCCCUCGUAAACGGAUGACAAUGAAGUCAGCUUUGGAGCACCCCUGGUUUCUACAAUACCGGCAAAACCACGCACAAGCCGGUGCGAGUCCCAAUCAGGCGUCGUCAUCGAGCGUACCUGCAGAUGCGUCGAUGCUAUCUGUUGUAGACUAUGCUCAAGGAAGCACGAAUAACGAUGAGAGGUUCAGCCAAGGGUUCCAACACCUCAAGAUCGAUUCUAAGGGUGCGUCAACUGACCUGGUCAAUGUACCACCGGUAGGUCCAGAAGGCCCCUCCACUCCGCCUUCUCAACGGAUACCUGGUUUAGGACAGUCGAGGGCUGAAGGAUCCAGGAUGAUUCAAAGACGAAGGGAUGUUUUGGAGCAAGCACGAGAGAACGAGGUUGUCGUACCAGAGCCGUCGUUGGAGAUGAUCACCAACUUCUCUGCUCAAGAACAGAAGAAGAAAGCGAAAGCUAGGGCUAUGGAUGGCGAUGUGAACCACGUCGAGAAGGGUCCUGGGAAACGUGUUCACGCCGAAUUGAGUGAAGUUCCAGAAGAAAAUAGUAUGGAGGAUGAAAACCCCGCGAUCAAUGGUAAAGCAUCCGGAUCCAACAAAAAGGGUCGAGAGGCGAUGGAAGAAGAUUUGUCCCCCGCUACCUCUAAUACGAAACGUGGCAAAGUGCCGAAACCCAAGUCAAAUGCUGGCGAGGAGACCCCUGCGCUCAGGCGAUCUAAUAGAAAUGCGCAGAAGGCUCCCAGAACGUCUUCGUAGGUCCUUCCGCACUCCCCUCCACUUCCUGCACGCCCUUCCCUAUACACCUACACCCUUUUGUUCAACAUUCAACGCCCAUCCUGUAUAUCGAUCGUCACCAUCACAACCUGUUCGCUUCUAUCUUAGAAUUAUCUACCAUUUAUUUUCUAAAGAUAUACUAUUUGGGGUACUAUAUACUACAAUUUCUUGCUCUUUUAUUAACCAUCUUGGCCAAUACAGUACUCGAUGAAUGCUUGGAUUUGUCCACCAAUUGUUCCCUGUCCAGGGUUAAUCUUCAUUCUCGCAAGUACCACUUUCCCGUUCGCCUUCAAUAAGCAAAUAACACCCUCCGGACCUUAGCCAUACCACGCCUUUUGCACAAAUUCCCUGAUUUUCAGGCAGGAUAACGGUAGUGGCGGUAAGGUUUUCAAUGCAUCUGCGAACGAUUCUAUCAUGUCACAUCUACAUAUCAUCUCGCCCCGCUUGUACAUUACCGAGAGCCCUCUGAAGGAGGUACAUUUAACAUCGGUAAUCCUUGAUAUUCGGUCCCUGUCUUGGGGGAG